This is a messenger RNA of Macaca mulatta (Rhesus monkey), 3804 nucleotides long. It is a transcript of the gene ELF1, whose product is annotated as E74 like ETS transcription factor 1. Gene Ontology annotation, biological process: cell differentiation; regulation of transcription by RNA polymerase II. Gene Ontology annotation, molecular function: DNA-binding transcription factor activity, RNA polymerase II-specific; sequence-specific DNA binding. Lineage: Eukaryota; Metazoa; Chordata; Mammalia; Primates; Cercopithecidae. The record is from RefSeq and is a predicted model, not a curated record. Gene Ontology annotation, cellular component: nucleus.
CUUACUCUCUUAUUGUUAGUUUUAAAUUAUGGCAAUUAAUAUGAGCUUAGUAAUGGUCUAAUCAAGGUAGAUCUUGCACCUUGCCUCUUCUUCCCCACUUUCCUAUACCGUUUUUACCUGCAGAUUUGCAUGUUUGACCUAGCAGAAUAAUUGGGUCCACAGCAACAUGGGCGUGCCUCCCUUAGAAACACUUGGUUUCAUGUAUGACUCAUAAGCUGAAGCACAGACACCACUUCCCCAAUCUACAGGAGCCAUUUUAACAGCUAAAACUUGUCGGAUUGCUUUUUAUUUUCAAGCCCAAAAGACGAUAGAGAAAGAAUACUUGAAGGCCAAGAAGCUUGAGAGAAGAAAAAUUUCAGGAAAAUUGUCUCAAUUUGACUAGAAUAUCAACAAACCAGGAAAAUUGAAGCACCUUCCCUGAAGAAAACUUGGGUGUACAGUAACUCCACAGACAGAGCUGAGGGUUUUUUACCCAAAUCAGUCACUGGAUUUUGCUGCCUGAUACAGGAAUCUGUUUGGAAUUUUUCUCAUGUGGAUCUAAGGGGAAUGCUUUAUUAUGGCCGCUGUUGUCCAACAGAACGACCUAGUAUUUGAAUUUGCUAGUAACGUCAUGGAGGAUGAACGACAGCUUGGCGAUCCAGCUAUUUUUCCUGCUGUAAUUGUGGAACAUGUUCCUGGUGCUGAUAUUCUCAAUAGUUAUGCCGGUCUAGCCUGUGUGGAAGAGCCCAAUGACAUGAUUACUGAGAGUUCACUGGAUGUUGCUGAAGAGGAAAUCAUAGACGAUGAUGAUGAUGACAUCACCCUUACAGUUGAAGCUUCUUGUCAUGACGGGGAUGAAACAAUUGAAACUAUUGAGGCUGCUGAGGCACUCCUCAAUAUGGAUUCUCCUGGCCCUAUGCUGGAUGAAAAACGAAUAAAUAAUAAUAUAUUCAGUUCACCUGAAGAUGACAUGGUUGUUGCCCCAGUCACCCAUGUAUCCGUCACAUUAGAUGGGAUUCCUGAAGUGAUGGAAACACAGCAGGUGCAAGAAAAAUACGCAGACUCACCGGGAGCCUCAUCACCAGAACAGCCUAAGAGGAAAAAAGGGAGAAAAACGAAACCACCACGACCAGAUUCCCCAGCCACUACGCCAAACAUAUCUGUAAAGAAGAAAAACAAAGAUGGAAAGGGAAACACAAUUUAUCUUUGGGAGUUUUUACUGGCACUGCUCCAGGACAAGGCUACUUGUCCUAAAUACAUCAAGUGGACCCAGCGAGAGAAAGGCAUUUUUAAAUUGGUGGAUUCUAAAGCAGUGUCCAGGUUGUGGGGGAAGCACAAAAACAAACCUGACAUGAAUUAUGAGACCAUGGGAAGAGCACUCAGGUACUAUUACCAAAGGGGUAUUCUGGCAAAAGUGGAAGGUCAGCGCCUGGUGUAUCAGUUUAAAGAAAUGCCAAAAGAUCUUAUAUAUAUAAAUGAUGAGGAUCCAAGUUCCAGCAUAGAGUCUUCAGAUCCAUCACUAUCUUCAUCAGCCACUUCAAAUAGGAAUCAAGCCAGCCGGUCGAGAGUCUCUUCAAGUCCAGGGGUAAAAGGAGGAGCCACUACAGUUCUAAAACCAGGGAAUUCUAAAGCUGCAAAACCCAAAGAUCCUGUGGAAGUUGCACAGCCGUCGGAAGUUUUGAGGACAGUGCAGCCCACGCAGUCUCCAUAUCCUACCCAGCUCUUCCGGACUGUUCAUGUAGUACAGCCAGUACAGGCUGUCCCAGAGGGAGAAGCAGCUAGAACCAGUACCAUGCAGGAUGAAACAUUAAAUUCUUCUGUUCAGAGUAUUAGGACUAUACAGGCUCCAACCCAAGUUCCAGUGGUUGUGUCUCCUAGGAAUCAGCAGUUGCAUACAGUAACACUCCAAACAGUGCCACUCACAACAGUUAUAGCCAGCACAGAUCCAUCGGCAGGUACUGGAUCUCAGAAGUUUAUUUUGCAAGCCAUUCCAUCAUCACAGCCCAUGACAGUACUGAAAGAAAAUGUCAUGCUACAGUCACAAAAGGCAGGCUCUCCUCCUUCAAUUGUCUUGGGCCCUGCCCAGGUUCAGCAGGUCCUUACUAGCAAUGUUCAGACCAUUUGCAAUGGAACCGUCAGUGUGGCUUCCUCUCCAUCCUUCAAUGCUACUGCACCUGUGGUGACCUUUUCUCCUCGCAGUUCACAGCUGGUUGCUCACCCACCUGGCACUGUAAUCACUUCAGUUAUCAAAACUCAAGAAACAAAAACUCUUACACAGGAAGUAGAGAAAAAGGAAUCUGAAGAUCAUUUGAAAGAGAACACUGAGAAAACGGAGCAGCAGCCACAGCCUUAUGUGAUGGUAGUGUCCAGUUCCAAUGGAUUUACUUCUCAGGUAGCUAUGAAACAAAACGAACUGCUGGAACCCAACUCUUUUUAGUUAAUAUACCAAAGCUUAUGGAUGAUUGUUUGUUAAUUGAACAUUUUCAAUUAUAUGCAAACUGAUUGAUUCUAAGAUAAAGUCUAAGGAGGUUUCUAAUUUUGUAAUUGUUAAAGAUAGAGUUAAUUUUGAUUUUGUUAGAUGAGGGAGGAAAACUCAACUGUUUCUCUUUGUUAUCUAAAUGUUUCAGAAUUCAGUCGUGAAGGAACAGGCAUUUUACACUAUGAAGACAUGCUUUGGAGAUUCUUUUUUCAGUUGCUAUAUCAUAAGCAUUUUUAAAGUUCCUUUUCUAAUUUUACAUUGUAUUAGAUUUUCUGAUUCUUUUGUAAAUACAGAACUUAAAUAGAAGGCAACAGGAAAUUUAUAUAGGAACUAUUUUCAUUCCACUUGUAUAAGUUAAGUCUUGACUCUUUCAAAUGCAAAAAACCUAUUUUAUGCUUUGUUAAAAUUAUGGUGUCACUUAGAUUGACUUUAGCUGGCUGUACUAUAUAAUAUAGAACUAUGAAUAUGUAAAAUAACAUGAAAAAUUGGAGGUGCUGGUAGUGUGGCUGACCCUGUUUCAGAAACAGGAUAGUGUAAAAGCAUCAGCCUAAGAAUGGCACUCCCACUAACUCGCUAUGUAAUCUUGACCUCUUUGGGCUUUAGUUCUUCUCAUAAAAGGAAGAGAUGUGUUGGACUAGACUAGAUGAUCACCACUGUCUCUUCUAGUUCUAAUCUUUUUAAUUCUAAUACCUGUAUUUUCAAGUUAUGUCAAUUAAAUCAUUAUCAGGUUAUUUCCUAAUGUAAGAAUAGCUGAAAUGUUGCAGAGAAAUAAGUGACCCAACAAAAUUUAUUCAUCUGUGAUGGGUAAGAUUUGCCAUAAAUUCUUCCUAAAUAAUUUGUUUACUAACUCUUUAGGCCACUGUGCUUUGCAGUCCAUUAGUAAACCUGUGUUGCUAAGUGCUAAACAGAAUACUGCUAUUUUGAGAGAGUCAAGACUCUUUCUUAAGGGCCAAGAAAGCAACUUGAGCCUUGGGCUAAUCUGGCUGAGUAGUCAGUUAUAAAAGCGUAAUUGCUUUAUAUUUUGGAUCAUUUUUUAUUGGGGGUGGACUUGGGGGGUUGCAUACAAAGAUAACAUAUAUAUCCAAGUUUCUGAAAUGAAAUGUUUUUAGAUUACUUUUCAACUGUAAAUAAUGUACAUUUAAUGUCACAAAAAAAUUGUCUUCUGCAAAUUUUCUAGUAUAACAGAAAUUUUUGUAGAUGAAAUCAUUAUGUUUAGAGGUCUAAUGUUAUGUUUUCAUAUUACAGAGUGAAUUUGUAUUUAAACAAAAAUUUAAAUUUUGGAAUCCUCUAAACAAUUUUGUAUCUUUAAUUGGUUUAUUAUUAAAUAAAUCAUAUAAAAAUUCUCA